AGCCCUGCCCGUGCCCGCAGGUCCCACCCGGGGCGGGGGCCACCAUGGGGCCACCAGCCCGUGUCCCCCUGCUCCUGCUCCUGCUGCUGGUGGUGGCUGAGAGGAUGGCGUGGGCCACCUUCCCCGAGGAGCCCGGGCCCAUCUCCGUGGCCCCCCUGGACUAUGUCAAACACUACCCCGUGUUUGUGGGGCAUGGCAGCAGCCGCCUGGGGGGGCCCGAGGGGGGGAUCCCCCAGCGCCUCAACAUCCAGCGCAUCCUCAAGGUCAACAGGACCCUCUUCAUCGGGGAAAGGGACAACGUGUACCGGGUGAGCCUGGAGCCCAGCGGGGCGGGGGAGCUGCGCUACCACCGGAAGCUGACGUGGCGCUCGAACCAGCACGACAUCAGCAUCUGCCGGAUGAAGGGGAAGCACGAGGCAGAGUGUCGGAACUUCGUGAAGGUUCUGCUGGUGAGGAACGAGAGCCUCCUGUUCGUGUGCGGCACCAACGCCUUCAACCCCGUCUGCGCCAACUACAGCAUGGACACGCUGGAGCCCGUCGGGGACAACAUCAGCGGCAUGGCCCGGUGUCCCUACGACCCCAAACACGCCAACGUGGCCCUGUUCACAGGGGGGAUGCUCUUCACGGCCACAGUGACGGAUUUCCUGGCCAUCGACGCCGUCAUCUACCGCAGCCUCGGGGACAGCCCCACCCUGCGCACCGUCAAACACGACUCCAAGUGGUUCAAAGAGCCCUACUUCGUGCACGCCGUGGAGUGGAGGAGCCACGUCUACUUCUUCUUCCGGGAGAUCGCCAUGGAGUUCAACUACCUGGAGAAGGUGGUGGUGUCGCGGGUGGCCCGGGUGUGCAAGAACGACAUGGGGGGCUCCCAGCGGGUGCUGGAGAAGCAGUGGACCUCCUUCCUCAAGGCCCGGCUCAACUGCUCCGUGCCGGGCGACUCCCACUUCUACUUCAACGUCAUCCAGGCCGUGACGGACAUCCUGGAGCUGGACGGGCGCCCCGUGGUCCUCGCCGUCUUCUCCACGCCCGCCAACAGCAUUCCCGGCUCGGCCGUCUGCGCCUUCGACAUGGCCCAGGUGGCCGCGGUGUUCGAGGGCCGGUUCCGCGAGCAGAAGUCGCCCGAGUCCAUCUGGACGCCCGUGCCCGAGGACAUGGUGCCAAAGCCGCGGCCCGGGUGCUGCGCGGCCCCGGGGAUGCGCUACAACUCCUCCAGCGCCUUCCCCGACGAGAUCCUCAACUUCGUCAAGACACACCCGCUGAUGGACGAGGCGGUGCCGGCCCUGGGGAACGCGCCCUGGAUCCUCCGCACCAUGAGCCGGUACCAGCUCCGCAGGAUCGUGGUGGACACGGCGGCGGGGCCGUGGGGCAACCACACCGUGGUGUUCCUGGGCUCCAGCACCGGCACCGUCCUCAAGUUCCUCAUCCUGCCCAACGCCACCAGCGCCACCACGGCCACCGCCCCCGGCAGCCAGAGCGUCUUCCUGGAGGAGUUUGAGACCUACCAGCCCGGGAGGUGUGGCCGGGACACGGAGGACGAGCGGCGGCUCCUGGGGCUGGAGCUGGACAAGGCAGCGGGGUCCCUGCUCCUGGCCUUCCCCCCGUGCGUGGCCAGGGUGCCCGUGGCUCGCUGCCAGCAGCACUCGGGCUGCAUGAAGAACUGCCUCGGGAGCCGGGAUCCCUACUGUGGCUGGACAUCUGAGGGCUCCUGUGUCUUCCUGGAGCCCAGUCCCAGGGCGUCCUUCGAGCAGGACAUCGCCGGCGGCAGCACGUCCCACCUGGGCGAGUGCGAGGGGCUGGUGACCGAGAGCUUCGUGGACGAGCCGGACGGGCUGGUGUCGGUGAACCUGCUGGUGAUCUCGUCGGUGGCCGCCUUCGUGAUCGGCGCCGUCAUCUCCGGCUUCAGCGUGUGCUGGUUCAUCGGGCACCGCGACCGCAAGGAGCUGGCGCGGCGCAAGGACAAGGAGACGAUCCUGGCGCACAGUGAGUCGGUGGUAAGCGUCAGCCGGCUGGGCGAGCGGCGGGCGCGCGGCGCCCUGCUGGCCCCGCUGAUGCCCAACGGGUGGCCCAAGGAGCUGGGCAAGGUGGCCCAGCACGACCUGGACUCGGGGGUGCUGCCCACGCCGGAGCAGACCCCGCUGCAGCAGAAGCGCUGCCCCGGCGCCCUCCAGAACUGCAGCUGGGAGCAGAGCCACAACAUCAUCAACGCGGCUUUGCGGGACCCUGGGGGCGGCCCCGGCACGGCCGGCGCCGGGCGCGGGCACGGC
This is a messenger RNA of Neopelma chrysocephalum (saffron-crested tyrant-manakin), 2264 nucleotides long. It is a transcript of the gene SEMA6B, whose product is annotated as semaphorin 6B. The transcript is spliced from 16 exons. Gene Ontology annotation, molecular function: semaphorin receptor binding; chemorepellent activity. The record is from RefSeq and is a predicted model, not a curated record. The annotation marks the transcript as partial. Lineage: Eukaryota; Metazoa; Chordata; Aves; Passeriformes; Pipridae. Gene Ontology annotation, biological process: semaphorin-plexin signaling pathway; negative regulation of axon extension involved in axon guidance; negative chemotaxis.